UGGGGGUGGGGUGGGGGGUGUGUGUGGGAAAAGCCAAGCGAUGGAUCUUCCCUGCUCUUGACAACACUCACCCCUUCAGGACUAAGUCUGCACUAGAGGAAAAUAACUGCGAGGGGAAACCACUAAUCACACCUCCGUGCGGGAGCGAACGCCGGGGAGCAGCGAGUGCCGCCAGCCCCAGGAUACUCCCUGCCUCCAACCUGAAGUGAUUCCUCCUGGGUCGGUGCAGUCGCCCCUGCAGUUCACCUUUGCCUGCAGUUAACAAGCGUGCAAUUUGGGUUUGAUGGAGCUGGGUUUAUUGUUCCUCUUUGGACUUACAAUUACGUCGACUGCAGGGUCGGCGCUGCCCCGGCCCCGGCCCCGCUCCCUGCCGCUGGCGGCCGGCGGCGAGGCGCGCUCGGCGGCGCUGGGGCAGAAGGAGCGGGAGGAGAGCGAAGCGGCGGUGCCGGCCGGCGGCAGGGCCAAGGCGGACGGCGGGGGGCUGCGGCGCCGAGCCCGGCGCUGCACUUGCUACACCUACAAGGACAAGGAGUGCGUCUACUACUGCCACCUCGACAUCAUCUGGAUCAACACCCCGGAGAGGACUGUGCCGUAUGGGCUGUCUAACUACAGAGGCAGUUUUAGAGGCAAAAGGUCUACAGGGCAAAUUCAAAGUACUUCGCAGUCUUCAUUUCGGUGUUCUUGUUUGGAUGCUCACGACAAACAGUGUAUGCAGUUUUGCAGAAGAAUGCAAGACAGAAGAUACGACGGACCAAUGAAAAAGACAGAAGAGAAAGACCAAUGCAGGGAAGAGGAACACACUUUCCUUCAGUAGCAGACAGAGCUCAGAGGAUUCCAAACAGUCAGCUUUAACGUUUAUUUGCUGAAGCUCAGAAGCAAGAACUUAAACUCUUCCUUUAGAUGGACAAACUUGAUGCUUCAGUCUGAUGCCAGUGGAGAAUUCAGCAACAUGC
This is a messenger RNA of Phalacrocorax carbo (great cormorant), 953 nucleotides long. The record is from RefSeq and is a predicted model, not a curated record. Lineage: Eukaryota; Metazoa; Chordata; Aves; Suliformes; Phalacrocoracidae.